Delphinapterus leucas (beluga whale) is the source of this 9419-nucleotide messenger RNA. The record is from RefSeq and is a predicted model, not a curated record. NCBI's taxonomy places the organism in Eukaryota, Metazoa, Chordata, Mammalia, Artiodactyla, Monodontidae.
CCGUGUCCCUUGCAUCGGCAGGCGGACUCUCAACCACUGCGCCACCAGGGAAGCCCCUGUAACUUACAUUUGAUGGAUAAGAAAACUAAACUGAGACUCAGAAAGACCAAAUGACUUGUCCUGAGUCAUAUUAGCAGAGGCUGUGGAAUGCACAUCCUUCCAAGCCUCAGUUUGCUCUUCUGGAGAAUGGGAGUGGUGGUAACACCUCGCUCAAGGAUGUUGUGAAGCUAUAGAAGUUAAAGUCCAUAACACACUGGGCACAGGGCCUGGGGCAAGCGUUAUUAUUACUCUCAUUUUAUAUCCUGUCUCCAUCACCACAGCCAUACCACCCCCUCUCUUCCCUGCCAGCUGACAGGGUGGGAGUGGGCUCUCCUAGCUCCCACAGUUAGGAAGGGCUGGCAGAGAACUCUAGCCUCAGCACCCUAUUUUCCUGCCCCACGGCAGGUCUUCUAGGACCUGAAGGUUGCUACGAUGGUUAAUCUUAUGUAUCACCUUGGCUAGGCUAUCGUGACCAGUUGUUCAGUUAAACACUAGUCUGAUGUUGCUGUGUAGGUAUUUUUUUUAGAUGCGAUUAACAUUUAAAUCGGUGGACUUUUAUUAAAGCAGAUUACCCUCCGUUAUGUGGGUGGGCCACAUCCAAUCAAAGGCCUUAAAAGCAAAGACUAAGGUUUCUCCCAGAAGAAGGAAUUCAGCCCCAAGACUGCAACAUAGAAACCUUGCCUAGUUUCCAACCUGCUUGUCUUGCCCUGUGGAUUUCGGACUGAAGACUGCAGUGUCAACUCUAACCUGAAUUUGCAGCCUUCAGUUUUGCCCCGCAGAUUUCAGACUUGUCUUCUCCAACAAGCUCAUGAGUCGGUUCCUUAAAAGAAAUCUCUCUCUAUAUAUGUAGAUAUCCUAUUGGUUCUGUUUUCUCUGGAGAACCCUAAUACAGUUGCCAUUUGUCUUCCUGGAUCUUUCUCAUCUGGGAGAUGGGGUGAAGGAGGCAACUUAGAUCUGGAUGCGUUCAAGGCAUCUUCUGACCCUGUAAGUUCAGUAAAUGCAGCCAUCAGGGCCAGUGGGGACCAGGCAUCUGGUUAGCCGAGGGUUCCAGUUACCAGAGUGUCACCAUCUAGACCAGAGGCUGCAAACUCAGACGUCUGCCGAGACCUCGCGGGAACUCAGCGUGUGAAGUUGGCAGGGCUUGUAUGGGGACCAAGCAUGACAUCUGCCUAAUUAGGCCAAGAGCGGGCUAAACCAGAGCCAUCCCUGGGGUAUGGUCAGCCACUGGUGGGCCGUGUAGCAGCCUCCCGCCUAGGAGCUUGGUGUUCAAAGUGUGGUCUCAGAUGGGCCGCCUCAGCGGCGCCAGGAAGCUUGUUCGAAAUGCAGACUCUCGGGUCCUCCCCCAGACCUGCUGCGUCAGAAUCUGCCUCACCUACCCACCCCUCUGGGAUUUGUGUGUUACGAGGAGGGCUUGUUAAAGCACAGAUGCCAUUCUGGGGACUCUGAGCAGGUCUGUUUGGGGCCCAGGAACCUGCCUUUCUAACAAGCUCCCAGGAGAUGCUGAGGAGGCCCAUCCGGGAACCACCCUUGGAGCGGAGAGAGCCUGAGGCAACCCCAGGAUCCUCUGUUGUCACCGAUUAGACCCCACUGAGCAGGAUUUGCUGCAUGAUGAAGAACCAGGAGCCCUCAGCCCAGGAGAGUAGCACCUUGAAGGGUGUGUGGGUGUGGGGUCUGAGUCUGUUAUUCCCCCCCUGGCCCCCUAUCUACCACCUUGGUCUCCCUUGGCAUCUCUGAGCUGUGUCUUCCAGCUGAGAAAGGGAGCCUAGAACCAUAUCCUCAACGAGUUUUCACUCCUGGUCCCCUUUACAUACACCAUAAACUUCACACACCUCUCCCCCUGCCCCCAGUCAUCAAGAAUCGCUGAUAAUAGCACAAGCUGCAUAGUGUCGUUCUAAGUGCUUUACCUCAUUUAAUCCUGGACGUCAAUACCUGAUGAAAGCACUUUUGCUGUUCCUGUUUUUAUAGAAGGGGAACAAAGACCAGAGAGGUUAAGUAACUUGCCUGAGAUCACACAGCAGGUAAAUGACAGAACCAGGGAUUCAAGCCCAGCAGUCUGAGUCCAGAGUCAGUGCUCUUACCCUCAGCACAGUACCGACCAGAGGACCGCACCCCUGUCCUCGUAACUGCUGCCAACAAGACUGUAGAGCAUUACUUGCUGCAGGUGGCACUGAAAACAGAAUUUCAUUUUUCAGAUAUCUGGUUGAGCAUGCUUUUUCAGGGGGCACAGGAUGCCCCCCAGUUCUGACAGGCCAUCCCGCUGUUGCACUUGCCCCUGCAGUGGGGGGCACCUCGGCCCUGCCCCUCCCAUCUCCCUUUUCCCCAUCUGGGUCUCCAGGUCUCUACCUCAGCUGCUGCCUCCCCUGCCCCCUACCGGCUCUCUCCCUGCACCUGCCUCUCUUGGUGUCUCCUGUCACUGCCCGUCUCUGAACUGGGGCCCCUGCAGGCCACCUUGGCGUCUCUUCUCCACAGUGGGUGGGAUGCACAGCCGGGCUCCUGGGUCCUGAGCUGCUGGGGCCAGUGAUGGGCGGGGAAGUUGGAGUAGGGCAGCCCUAGCUCUUAGCCUCAGCACCAUUCUUCCCUGGCCUAACCACUGCCCCCUUCUUGGGCCUUGGUUUCCACCUCUGUGAAAUGGGACAUGAACCCCUCUAGUGCUGGCCUCUUGGAGCAGUUAUGAUGGUUCCUGGACUGAGAAGGGGCUUUAUGAUCCCUCAAGUGCUGUGUGUAGCCGGGAGGUGGUUGUGAUUCCUCUGGGGCUGCAGAUUAAAGAGCCUGCCUGAGGGGCUCCCUUCCUCAUUCAUUUGCCACAGUGUAGGUGCUGCUCUAGGUGCUGGGGAAACAGUGAUCCCUCCCUUGUGGAACUUAUAUUCCAGACAGUACACAAGGCAAAUAGACAAAUUAGUAAAAAUGGUUGUAGAUUGCAUUGAUCUGUGAAGGAACCAGUGUGGGGCUGAGAUUAGCUUGGGUGACCAAGGAAGGCUUCUGAGGAGGUGACGUGAAGCUGACAACUAAGACCUGUCAUGUGAUGGGACUUCCCUGGUGGUUCAGUGGUUAAGAAUCUGCCUUCCAGUGCAGGGGACACGGGUUCGAUCCCUGGUCGGGGAGCUAAGAUCCCACAUGACGUGGGGAAAGUAAGCCCGCGUGCCGCGACGAAAGAUCCUGCAUGCUGUAACCAAGACCUGACACAGCCAAAUAAAUCAAUUAAAAAAAAAAAAAAGACCUGCCACGUGAAGAAAAGCAUUUCUGGCAGGGGAAAGAGCAAGUGCAAAGGCCCUGAGGCAGGAGAGAGAUUAGCAUAUUUGCAGAGCAGAAGGAGGCCAGUGCAGCUGGGGCACAGGGAGUGAUGGAGAGUGUGGCAUAAGGUGGGGUCAGGUCAGGCCCUGUUGGCCUGGGGAGGAUUUGGAUUGUGUGACAAGGAAGGGCAGCCACUGGGAGAUUUUCCGGAAGAGCUGUGGUAGCACCUGAUUUGCAUGUUUAAAGACUCCCUCUGGCUCUGGCGGGGCAUGGAAAAGAGAGAGUCUGGGGGCUGGGGUUGCUCAGGGAGACCUGACAUGGGCCAGGGAAGUGGAAGCGGGGAGAUGGGGACGAUGCUGGACGCAUUUUGGCGGUGGAACCGACAGCAGUAGUAGGAUAUGGGGGGUGAAGGAAAGAGAGAGGUCAAGGAGGAUGGGUUCCUAGGUUUCUGGCUAAAACUGGAAUGUUCUAGACCUGUGACUCAGCAUCAGAGUCUCCAAACCCUGUUCUUCUGCCUAAAGGGUAAGAUGUCUUAGGAGCCGGGCCAGCGGACCCUGUGGGAGCUUAAGCCUCAGUCUUGUUCAUUGUUGAAGCCCGAGAGUGCUCAAGGAAUGUUUGCUGAAUGAAUGAAUGGGAAUUCCCAAGCCCUGCCCGCUCUUUGCCUCAGUUAACCCAUCUGUAAAAGGGACUGCUAGUUUUGUAUCCCCGCCUUCCAAUUCCUUCCCCGGGGCUCUGGUCACCCCAGAAGGCCUGUGUCCAUCUGGGCCAGGGGUCAGGACCAUCCACGAGCAGGCCCUAGCUCCCCAGGCCCCCUCUCCAGCCUGAAACCUCAAAUUACCUGUACUGCGGUGAUGCACCAGGGAGGUUUCCAUCUUGCCUAGAUGCGCAUGGCAGGCCCAACCCUCCCUUAAUGACACCUUGCCUGCCAGCCCUCCUGCUGGAGUAGGAGGGGAGGGGGCCCGGCCCAGCCUAAGCCGUGGUUUCUUUUUCCAUUGCGUCAGGCCUCAGGGUCUGGCCUGCCCGCCCGCUGCCGGCUGGCACAGAGGGGCCCACUCUGACCCCCACCUGCCCCAGCUCCAGACAUCAUGUGCUCCCCGUUUUGGGGAUCCAGAAGCUUCCAAGCAGAGGGUGAGUUGGGGAUGGGGACCUGCCCCUAGCUGGGGGAGGAGUGCCCCCUUCCCCCGCCCACUCAUCACUCACUCUCUCUGGGGCCUGCAAGCUGAUCCAGGUGGGGCCACAGUGGGCUCUGAGGAGCCCCACCCAGCCCGACUGUCCCCUGGACCUGGCCCUCCUGGCCACACCCUCAGCCAGGCUGGAGCCAGUGAGGGGUAGGAGGAAGUGCAGUAACCUAGGCGAGGGAUGAUGGUAGCUCAGACCAGGGGGAGGGUGGGGGAGAAGUGGCCCCAGAGUGUCCAUACAAGCGCUUGCCUUUGCAUCUGUUAGCCUGCGGGCAUGUGUGUGCGUGCGUAUGGGUGUGACGUGCAUAAGGAAAUGUGUGAACCUGGGUGUGUGUACCUGAUACCCCUGAGGUACGGGAUGAAAACAGAGGUCUCUGACUUGGCAGUAUGGGGGGGUGGUGGCCCAAAUGGCAUCUAGCAUGUCAUGAAGGGGGCCUGUGAGGUGGAGAGGGGUGGGUGAGCUGGAAUCCACCCCAUUAGUGACGAUGGGAGAGACAGGGGUGCGGGCAGUGUAACCCCAGAGGAACUGGUGACCUUGGGGGCGCCGGGGUUUUCUUAGCCUCAGGCUCCCUUUGGCCUGGCUGACUCCCCAGAUGCCCACACCUGGUUCUAGGUCCCCACCAUGCCCAGCAGUCCCCUGGCCCUGGCCAGAAGGCCGUACGUUGGCCUGGGAGUCUGGAAAAUUGGUUCACAGCCUGCCUCUGUUUCCUGACUGUGUGACAUUGUACAGGUGACUUCUGCUCUGAGCCUCACUUUCCUUAUCUGCAAAAUGGGGGUGACUCUUGUGCCCCCCACCCCACCCCAGGUAGUUGUAAGCAUAAACAGGUGUUCUCUCAGCCUCUUUGUGGAUGAGUCCAGCCCCCAAAUACUUACCCACAAAGGCCAGGUUCCAACUCCUUGACUAAUAUCUUAUAUCCCCUGACUGUCGAGUGGGUAACUGGCCCUGCACUGCCCCAGAGGAGGGAGGUGAGAGGAGGCCAUUCCUUCUGAGAGCAUGAACCCACCUGACCAUGCUGACCAGCCCUGACUACAAGCUGAGCACGUCACCCGCAUGAUGUCUCUGAUCCUUAUUCAAAUCUGGCGGGGUAGGUCCUAAAAUUGCCUCACCCUCCAGAGGGGGACACUGAGGCUCGUUCGUUCACUCUAGAGUGUUUACUGAAUGUCUGCCAAGUCCCAAGACCUGUGCCAGAGCUGGGAUCCUGUGGUAAGAAGACUACCCAGCUCCAGCCCUCUAGGACCUCAUGUUCCAGGCUGGCUGAGAGCUGCGGAGGGCAGCCAGGUCCUUCGGGCUCCAGGCUCCCAGAGGGAGCUGGGGCUUUAUUCGGAGAGUGAUGCAAGUCUUGGAGGGCUUUAAGCAGAGAGGUGUCAUGGUCCAAUUUGUGUUUUUCAAAGCUCCCUCUAGUCCCUGUGGGGACUAGGGGUGGUUAGACUAAGGAGAGGCAGCAGGGAGGCUGGCGAGGAGGUGGCUGUGAUCCAAGCGGCAAGGACCGAGCCACAGUGGCAGUGCUGGGCCCGCUCCCUCUCCCUCUGACCCCAGCCCGCUUCCUGAGCGCCAGCCCCUCGCUGGGCACACGCAGCCCCGGUCUGCAGGAGGCCUGCGUGAGCGCGGUCCCCUCUUCCGCUCCAGACACAGCGCCCUGGGCAUACCUGACAGGGAGAGGACCUGGACAGUGACAAAGCCAGUGCUCAGCCUCCUCCCUCCCACCGUCUGUCCCUAGAACAGAACCUCAUUAUAGUCACACGAGCCCAGAGCAUCAGCACAGCACUGCAGUUUGCCUGCAGUAUUUAUUCUUGUCGUGUAAAAACUAGUUUCCAUCGGAGAGGCUGGAGAGCUGCGUGUGUGCCGCAGGGUGGCCGUGCCAGGUCAGGGAGGGAUGAGCAAAUCUGUGACCCGCCGAGGGGAACGGGGAAUAGGGAUGUCCAAAAUGGACAUCUUGCCGGGUGGCUGAUGCUGGAAGGCGGGCCUGGGUGAACUUCAGAUGUGCCAGUGGAAAUAAGAUCUGACCACACCUUGUAGGACUGUGUCAUGAUGUGUCGUUAGCACAUGAGGAAACUGAGGCACAGAGAGCUGAGGAUAAGGACCAACUCAGGCAAGAUCUGAGCGAUAUGGAGCGUUUGUGCGUUUGUUGAUUUAUACACGUACCUUUUUUUUUAAAUCCAACAAAUGUAAACUGAGUGCCUCCUAUGGACCGGUCACUGUGCUUAGGCUGGUGAUACAGGAUGAACAAGACAGAUAAUGAACAAAGUCAAGUUUUGGAUAAGUGACCAGAAGGUAGCUUCCUAGCGGCCAAAGCACUGAGGGAAACCUGAGCAAUUACAAGCUUCGUCAUAGCCGCAAGAUGCCGAUAUGUCAAUUGCUCAGGAGAAGCCCAGGUUUUCCUGGCAAAAUGAUUGGGAUGCCUGUGUCCACUGUGAUUUGUUGCUGAUCUGACAGGGGCAGCUUGGACCUGUGUGUAUCUCACAGGUAAAGACGGACCAAAGCAGAGAAUGACUUUAAAGACAAACUAAACACACCUACCGGAGACUCCUUUUUCACGCAUUUCCUGCAUUCUUUCUCCAAGCUUUUGCCCAUGUCAUCCUCCCCACUGCCACCCCGCCCCACACACACUCCUUUUCUUCCAUCUUUAACCACACCUUGAGGGUCAGUCAGGUGGUGACGCCUCCCCGGGGUGGAGUGGCGCAGCAGAUGUCUGUCCCCUCUCUGACCCCCAAUGCUGUCCCCUCAGACUGCGAGGAGCUGCCGCCGCCGUUGCCGACCCCCAUGGCCUACACGCCGGGUGGAGGUGCCCCAGCACCGGGGGUGGCCCCCGUGGGCUCCCAGUACUGCGUGUGCAAGGUGGAGUUGUCAGUGAGCGGCCAGAACCUGCUGGACCGGGACGUCACCUCUAAGUCCGACCCCUUCUGUGUCCUCUUCACAGAGAAUAAUGGCAGGUGGAGCGAGUAUGACAGGACAGAAACUGCAGUCAACAACCUCAACCCCGCUUUCUCCAAGAAGUUCGUCCUUGACUACCAUUUUGAGGAGGUGCAGAAGCUCAAGUUUGCCCUGUUUGACCAGGACAAGUCCAGCACGCAGCUCGAGGAGCAUGAUUUCCUGGGCCAGUUCUCCUGCAGCCUGGGCACGAUCGUCUCCAGCAAGAAGAUCACUCAGCCUCUGCUGCUGAUGAAUGACAAGCCUGCGGGGAAGGGCUUGAUUACGAUUGCUGCCCAGGAGCUUUCAGACAAUCGGGUCAUCACGCUGAGCCUGGUGGGCAGGAAGCUGGACAAGAAGGACCUCUUUGGGAAGUCAGACCCAUUUCUCGAGUUCUAUAAACCAGGAGGUGAUGGCAAGUGGAUGCUGGUCCACAGGACUGAGGUGAUCAAGUACACUCUGGACCCCGUGUGGAAGCCAUUCACUGUGCCAUUGGUGUCCCUGUGUGAUGGGGACGUGGAGAAGCCCAUUCAGGUUAUGUGCUAUGACUAUGACAACGACGGGGGCCAUGACUUCAUCGGUGAGUUCCAGACCUCGGUGUCACAGAUGUGUGAGGCUCGUGACGGCAUCCCGCGGGAGUUUGAGUGUAUCAACCCCAAGAAGCAGAAGAAGAAGAAGAACUAUAAAAACUCGGGCAUCAUUAUCUUGCGUUCCUGCAAGAUAAACCGGGACUACUCCUUCCUGGACUACAUCCUGGGAGGCUGCCAGCUCAUGUUCACUGUUGGAAUAGACUUCACAGCCUCCAAUGGAAAUCCCCUCGACCCUUCCUCUUUGCACUAUAUCAACCCCAUGGGCACCAAUGAAUAUUUGUCAGCCAUCUGGGCUGUUGGGCAGAUCAUUCAGGACUAUGACAGUGAUAAGAUGUUUCCAGCUCUUGGCUUUGGGGCGCAGUUACCCCCAGACUGGAAGGUCUCCCAUGAGUUUGCCAUCAACUUUAACCCCACCAACCCCUUCUGCUCAGGCGUGGACGGCAUCGCCCAGGCAUAUUCGGCUUGCCUGCCCCACAUCCGCUUCUACGGUCCCACCAAUUUCUCUCCUAUCGUCAACCACGUGGCCCGGUUUGCAGCCCAAGCCACGCAGCAGCAGACAGCCAUGCAAUACUUCAUCCUCCUUAUCAUCACGGACGGUGUCAUCAGCGACAUGGAGGAGACGCGGCACGCCGUGGUGCAGGCCUCCAAGCUGCCCAUGUCCAUCAUCAUCGUGGGCGUGGGUAACGCCGACUUCGCUGCCAUGGAGUUCCUGGACGGGGACAACCGCACGCUGCGCUCCCACACAGGGGAGGAGGCAGCUCGUGAUAUCGUGCAGUUCGUGCCCUUUCGAGAAUUCCGCAACGCUCCUCUACCCUCAGCUCUGUUGACUACGUACCUCCUGAGAGCCUACUACCCGCCCGGCACCAUGCAAGGCCCUGCCCCCAGGCGGCAAAAGAGACCUUGGCGAAAGCUGUGCUGGCAGAGCUGCCCCAACAAGUUGUUCAGUAUUUCAAGCAUAAAAACCUGCCCCCCACCAACUCGGAGCCCGCCUGAGUGCCAGCCCUCACCCAGCAGCAGCAUGCCGGCUGGGCCUCCCGCCCUCCCCAGGAACAUGCACGCUCACCCUGCUUCCUUGUGGGUGGCCUUUUUUUUUUUCUUUUAAACUGAUCCACAUUUUAAUUUUCUACAACUGGACCUCCACACCCCCAACUUCCUGCAGCCCAGCUGGGCUUCCUUUAUUGGAGUCGAUUGAUGAUACUUCCAGGCCACACCGGAUUCCUCUCCUCCUCUCCCCACCCUUGCCACUCUUAAGUAUUGAAUGUACUUUGUAUAAUUUUAGUGGAAUUGUUAUUAAAGAGAAUAAAAUUUUUACAAUCAUAACUGGCUUUUUCCAAGUAACUAGCUGCAGACUCAAAGGAACCUGUCCCCGGUGCAUGCUGUGUGGUAGCCUGCACCUAAUUCCUGCUCUGUUUUUUAAUACUGUGAUCGUGUUCUACUUGUUAUACUCAGGGUAAUAAAGGAGUUUCAGAUGUC